Molecule: messenger RNA, 1544 nt
Organism: Papilio xuthus (Asian swallowtail)
Lineage: Eukaryota; Metazoa; Arthropoda; Insecta; Lepidoptera; Papilionidae
Product: regucalcin-like
Exons: 5
Coding region: 205-1119 (304 amino acids)
Biological process (GO): L-ascorbic acid biosynthetic process
Molecular function (GO): gluconolactonase activity; enzyme regulator activity; calcium ion binding
Source: RefSeq, a predicted model, not a curated record
CCAACUUUUCAGUUGACAUGAUAAGAUAAUUGUUGUGUUAUGAUCGUAAUUGUUAUCUUAAUAAACAAGUAUAAAAUUAUCACAUUGCAAUAAGUAUCUCUUAAUCAAAAGAACUGUUGUUAUAAAUGUGAUAACGUGAUACAUAAGUAUCAAAGAAAGUUUUAAUUAAGUUGAUUUUUCUCUUCGUGCACAAAAAUUGUAAUAAUGUCAGUAUCAGUGCAAAAAAUAGUUGAACCUGCAGUGUUAGGAGAGGGUCCACACUGGGAUGAUAAGCAACAGGCUUUGUACUUUGUGGACAUCAAUUCAAAGUCCAUUAAUAAAUAUGUACCCGCUACAGGAGUACAUACCAAGACUUUAUUGGAUGGUCGUGUGGGUUUUAUAGUACCUGUUGAUGGUACAAAUGAUCAGUUUGUUGUUGGUGUUGAGAGGAAAUUCUUGAUAAUCCAAUGGGAUGGUGAGAACAACAGUAAAGUAAAAAUUGUGAAGGAGUUAGGAGAAGUUGACCAGGAUGUACCAACAACAAGAAUCAAUGAUGGAAAAGCUGAUCCUAAAGGAAGGUUGUAUGCAGGUACAAUGGGUCAUGAAGAGCCCCCUGGUAACUUUCUCAUGGAAAAAGGCUCGCUAUACAGAUUGGAUAGACGGGGAAUUGUUAAGAUGUGCAGUAGCAUAAGUAUUUCUAAUGGUCUUGCUUGGGACCUUAGAGAAAAAGCUAUGUACUACAAUGAUUCACCUGAGUGUAAGAUUAGACGGUAUGAUUUUGAUGUGGAUACAGGUGAUAUUUCCAACCUUAAAUACAUCUUUGAUUUCAAGAAAAAUGAUAUCGAAGGUUUCCCUGAUGGCAUGACCAUAGACACGGAUGGUAAUCUGUGGGUUGCCAUCUUCGAUGGAUCAUGUGUCCUUAAAAUAGACCCAAAAGCUGGGUCUGUGUUGCAAAAGAUACCAAUACCAGCCAAGCAGGUCACUUCUGUGACUUUUGGAGGACCAAAUUUGGAUGUACUUUUUGUUACUACGGCCAGUAUGAAUAUAAAAGAAGAACAAAAACCUCCUUGUGGUGCAACCUUUAUGGUGCUAGGUUUGGGUGUUAAAGGUCAUCCUAAUGUCAACUUCAAACUGCCUUAAUUAUUUUCUGGUUAUUUUAGCACUAAAAGACAUAUUUAUAAAGGGUGGUUUAAAUAUCAGCUGCUAUGCUAAAAUGCAGCUAAUUUAUACAAUUAUUUUAAGUACUACUUAUCACUUUCAUAAGCAUUUGCAAUAUUUUUAUAUAUUAUUUUUGAUAUUUAAUAAAACUAUAAGAUAAUUUUUACAUAAUUUAUUUUAUUAACCAAAAACGUAUACUUUUUUACUUUGGAGUGAUAAAAUUUAUCUCAAUUUAUAUAUAGAAAAUCGUAUUUUAGUACCAAAGAAAUGUGAAGUCUUAUUAGAAAAUCAUAAAAGACAUGUAAGGUGCUAAUAUUUAAGUUUUUACAAAUUUUUAUAUAAUAAUAUUAUAUAUAAGUAAAUUUAAAUGCGUAUUCACAUUUUACCCUAUAUACUUCUUUAUAUCA